GAAAAUAUGUUGCUGCAGAAACAGGAGGAAUAAUAUGCAAGUUUUAAAGCUGAGUCUCUGAAUAUGUUUGGGAAUCAUUAAAUUGGCCUUUUGACAGCUGGAAUUUUCAACCUUUUCACUAGAUUAGAGAGAGCAUGGAAAAAGAACAAAUGUCUGAGACACUUUUCUCCUAUCGCUAUCCUGAUAACAAUAUUCAAAUUCAAGCCAACAUGGACGAGAUGUCCCGCACAUCGCUUUCACUUCUCACAGUGAAUGAAUGAUGGCCAGCAGAUCAGGUAGUCGACUCAUUUUCAUUUUUGGAUCGGACUGAGACUGAAGCAACAGAAGAGACUCAUGUGUAUCCUGAGCUAAUCUCCAUGGAACAUAUCUGCCAAACGUUCACGGCAGCAUUUGUCACUUGUUUUCUUGUAACGUCUUCUCACGGUACCAAAAGCACGAUUAAUGAUUCGUGGCCUUGUGUGACCACUCACGGCACUGGGCCAAUGUUAAGGAAUGACUGGGGUCCUGGGUAAAUAUUGAAAAAGUCAACAGUAGCUUUAAUGAGAAAGGCAUGUUUACAUUCUAAACAUUCAACUGAAACCCCAAUCUUUCCCCAACCUUUAUCCAAAGUGCUUUGUUGCCAAAACCAAAAGCACACACCAGAUGCAGGUCCCGUGAACCCGGGUCUCUGAUUUGAGUAAAUCCCGCACUCAGAACGUGCAGCGUUAUCCCGUUUUUGAUCAGAUUUAGGAUCUGAUGUUUGCACGGGACAUAAGCAGCCUGAUCUGACUGCCCGCAAAGUUGGCAGCAGUAACAGUGUGACUGUUAAAAGUAGAUUCACAGGCACCAGAACGCGGGGAGUCUAGAAAAAUGACUGUGGUUGGACAUGUGUUUGCUAUCUGACUUAUUUGAGGAUGUGAAAGUGACAUCAUGGAAACUGCUUUGAAAGCUUCUCACUUCAUACUGUUCUUUUUUUUUGUUUUUGUUCAAACAAGCCUUCAGGGUUUUUGGAAGAGUAACUUUCCUGCUUUUCGCAAGAUGGAUAUUUCAUUUAGGGAUCAAACAGCUGUCACCUCCUCCCCUGACUGUGGCAUUUCCACAUUCAGCUGCUGCAUAUCUCUUUAAGAAAGCUGCAUGACUUUCCAAACAUCUACCAAGGUCACACUGGGUAGCGCGGCCUAGCUCAGCGAACCCGACACUUCAACCAAUCCGGGGGCCGAGGAGGGAAAGACCUCUUCUCUCUCCGUGUGUGUCAGAGGGGUAAACUGUGCCAGACACUUCGCUGUGAGCUCCACCGUGGAGCCUGUUCACAGUCGGGUGGUUUCAGUCACUGGUAACAAGUCAACCCGUCAAACAUCCGCCACAAACAUAAACUACAUUCUUACAGGCCCGGUCAGUUUGUUCACCGAGUUAUGCGGACAAACCCUUUUCAGUGUGAACUUGCUGAAGCACUUCCCCGUUGCACUGUUCCCAAGGAAGUGUUUGGAUGCAACACUUGGCCUCCAGGGUUGCAGGGUGUGUAAAUGAAGCGCCUCCUUCGCUUGGGAAAGUGCUGUCAUAACCCUAGAAGCAGCCGGGUUCUCCUGCAGAGACGCGAUGCGGUUUAAACACGGAGACGGGAAGAGGUUUAUUGUGUCGGAUUCUGUCAGAAAAAUGACAGUUCUGAUCAUCGAGAGGGAGGAGAUGAGGAGCUCGGUGCUGUCCCUGCUGCUCAGUCUGUCCCUGCUGCAGCUGCCUCCCGUCGCCACCACACAGGAAGGACACUGGGAGGACUACAAAUAUGGCCGCCAAGGCUCGGAGCUGCACGACAAAAUGUCUUGCUGCUCCUGGAAAUGCCUCCUCUUCGCCCUGCAGUGGCCCGGAGGGUUCUGUCAGUCUUUGAGCGAAGAGACUCUGUGCAGGAUUCCUCGGAGCAUCAACACCUGGACGAUCCACGGCCUGUGGCCUCUUCGGGCGAAGCAGUGCUGCAGCUGCUGGCCGAUGUUCCGCUCUGAUGUCCAGGAGCUGGAGGCAGAGCUGACCCAACACUGGCCGUCCUUAGUGACAACCAAACCCAGCUUCGACUUCUGGACAGAGGAGUGGAAGAAACAUGGAGUGUGCGCAGCGUGCGUCGAAGGAAUGAACUCUCCGCCGAGAUACUUUCAGGUCUGCCUCAAACUACGGGGACACUUCGAUAUCCACAAACUGCUGGAGGACGCUGGCAUCACUCCGUCCUGUGAACGACCCUACAAGGUUGCGGAGGUUCACAGUGUCCUGGCUCCGCAUCUGAGUGACAAACAUGAGAUCCAGUGUGUGACAGACAACAAGGACAGAGAGGUUUGGUUUCAGGUGAAGAUCCCUCUGUCUCAGAACUUGACCGUCGGCUGCGAUCAUCAGGGCGAAACUGAGAGGGACCCGGCGGCUGGCUCCAGCCCGGGGUGGAGCCCUUCUACUGGACAUCCCUGCCCUCCUCAGGUCCCUUUCUACUACUUCCCCAUAGACCACCAGCAGCCCCUGCGGCCCUGUGGCUAACAGAACAGGGGAACCUGAAAACUUCAACGGCAGCAAGCUCCUUAUUGUAUUCCGGGGAUAACUUUUGACUUUAAAUGUGUGGUAGUAAGGAACAAAUCAAGGUGUGAUUGAAGUGCAAACUUACAGCUUUAAUUCCAGGGGCUUAACAGAAACAUAUUAACCGUUUACGAAUUACAGCUAUUUUUAUACAUAGUCCCUCAGUCAACGGCUGCCUGAAGGCUGGAACCCACGGACAUCACCAAGUGCUGAGUGUCCUCCCUUGAGCUGCAGCUGUCUUCAGUUGCUGCUUGUUUGUGGGUCUUUCUCAGUCUUCAGUGAGCUUUUGAAAAGCCUGCUCAGUUGGGCUGAGGUCAAUUCAGAUCCAUUGUGGAGGUGUACAGAGGCAAAAUCAUGAAAACUGUGUCACUGCCCAAAAACAUGUCUACCUAACUGUCUGUCAAAGUGUUGUUUCACUUUUCCCUUUUUAAUAAAUUUGCAAACAUUUCUAAAAUUCCUUUUUCACUCUGCCAUUGGGGUACUGAGUGUAAAUUAAUGGAAAAAUAAAUAAGGGAAUAAGGGAAAAAUAUAUUUAAACAGUUUUAGCAUGAGGCUGCAACAUAACAAAAUGUGAACAAAGUGAAUA
Messenger RNA from Xiphias gladius (swordfish), 3112 nucleotides. RefSeq names its product ribonuclease T2, like (gene rnaset2l). Gene Ontology annotation, cellular component: extracellular region. Gene Ontology annotation, biological process: RNA catabolic process. The transcript has 9 exons. The coding region runs from base 1576 to 2490 and encodes 304 amino acids. NCBI's taxonomy places the organism in Eukaryota, Metazoa, Chordata, Actinopteri, Istiophoriformes, Xiphiidae. Gene Ontology annotation, molecular function: ribonuclease T2 activity; RNA binding. The record is from RefSeq and is a predicted model, not a curated record.